This is a messenger RNA of Pseudophryne corroboree (corroboree frog), 754 nucleotides long. Its product is annotated as glutamine synthetase-like. Gene Ontology annotation, cellular component: cytoplasm. Gene Ontology annotation, molecular function: glutamine synthetase activity. The transcript has 4 exons. The record is from RefSeq and is a predicted model, not a curated record. Lineage: Eukaryota; Metazoa; Chordata; Amphibia; Anura; Myobatrachidae. The coding region runs from base 113 to 739 and encodes 208 amino acids.
GCUGAGCGCUUACAUAAGCAGUUAUUUCCAGUUCUGUUAUCCUGCCCUGCACAGGGGAGUCUCCUACAGGCUGUAAACAGCUCAGAACUUCAGAAGGGGAUCAGCCGCCGCCAUGUCUGUGUCUCACAGUUCCAGACUCAACAAGGGGGUGAGGGAGCAGUAUAUGAACCUGCCUCAAGGGGGGAAGGUCCAGGUUACCUAUGUCUGGAUUGAUGGGACGGGAGAAGGGGUCCGCUGCAAGACAAAGACCUUGGACUAUGAGCCGAAAUCCAUCGAGGAGGUCCCGGAAUGGAACUUUGAUGGGUCCAGCACGUACCAGGCGGAAGGCUCAAACAGCGACAUGUACCUGGUCCCGGUGAACAUGUUCAGGGACCCGUUCUGCCUGGACCCCAACAAGCUGGUGAUGUGUGAGGUUCUGAAGUAUAACCGGAAGCCUGCAGAGACGAACCUGCGCAACACGUGUAAGAAGAUAAUGGACAUGGUGGCAGAUCAGCGCCCUUGGUUUGGCAUGGAACAGGAAUACACACUGCUUGGCAUCAACGGGCACCCAUAUGGCUGGCCUGAGAACGGCUUCCCGGGGCCACAAGGUAAGAAACUUAUCAGAGAGGUCUGCAGCCUCAGCCUCAUCUGGUGGAGGCUUCAACCUUUAUCUCAAUGGACCUUUAAUAGCGGAACCGUCUGUCUUGUGUACUUGGGUCAUUUAAUAGGCGUCCUGUCAUUGGCAGCUGAUGGGUCUUAGCUGGGGAUAUGUUGC